This is a messenger RNA of Danio aesculapii, 1401 nucleotides long. RefSeq names its product gamma-aminobutyric acid type A receptor subunit rho1 (gene gabrr1). Gene Ontology annotation, cellular component: GABA-A receptor complex; membrane; synapse. Gene Ontology annotation, molecular function: extracellular ligand-gated monoatomic ion channel activity; GABA-A receptor activity; neurotransmitter receptor activity. Bases 1 to 1401 code for a protein of 466 amino acids. Gene Ontology annotation, biological process: regulation of membrane potential; nervous system process; chemical synaptic transmission. The transcript is spliced from 10 exons. NCBI's taxonomy places the organism in Eukaryota, Metazoa, Chordata, Actinopteri, Cypriniformes, Danionidae. The record is from RefSeq and is a predicted model, not a curated record.
AUGCACGCGGAUGUCUGCUUUCUGCUCUGCGCGUGCUUUCUCUGCACUGGAGCCCUGCAGUCCUGUAGCAAGAGCAGGUCCAAGCGAGAAACAACCAGAGCAGAGCGAGACUUGCAUAAACCCGGCAGCACAUUACUGAUGCGAAGUCCAGAUGUGACGAAAGCUCCCGUCACCAAAUCCGAGCAGCUCCUGAAGCUGGACGAUCACGACUUCACCAUGAGACCAGGCUUUGGAGGGCCUGCGAUACCUGUGGGUGUUGAUGUUCAGCUGGAGAGUCUGGACACCAUCUCUGAAGUUGAUAUGGACUUCACCAUGACUCUGUACUUGAGACACUACUGGAAGGACGCUCGACUGUCUUUUCCCAGCAACACCAACCAGAGCAUGACCUUCGAUGGCCGGCUGGUGAAGAAAAUUUGGGUCCCGGACAUAUUUUUUGUCCACUCCAAACGCUCCUUCAUCCACGACACCACCACAGAGAACGUCAUGCUGCGGGUGCAUCCCGACGGAAAAGUGCUCUACAGCCUACGGGUCACGGUCACAUCGAUGUGCAACAUGGACCUCAGUCACUUUCCUCUAGACACCCAGACCUGCUCGCUGGAGAUCGAGAGCUACGCCUAUACCGACGACGACCUGAUGCUGUACUGGAAGAGAGGGAACAAAUCUCUGCAGACGGACGACAAGAUCUCUCUGUCUCAGUUCCUCAUCCAGGAGUUCCACACCACCACAAAACUAGCCUUCUACAGCAGCACAGGUUGGUACAACCGUCUGUACAUCAACUUCACUCUGCGCCGCCAUAUUUUCUUCUUCCUGCUUCAGACGUAUUUUCCCGCCACUCUGAUGGUCAUGCUGUCGUGGGUGUCCUUCUGGAUUGACCGGCGAGCUGUUCCUGCCAGGGUUCCUCUGGGCAUCACGACGGUGCUCACCAUGUCCACCAUCAUCACCGGAGUGAACGCCUCCAUGCCAAGAGUCUCCUACAUCAAAGCUGUGGACAUUUACCUGUGGGUCAGCUUCGUCUUUGUCUUUUUAUCUGUCAUAGAGUACGCCGCGGUGAAUUACCUGUCCACUCUGCAGGAGCGCAAAGAGAGGACACAAAACAGCCGGCAGUUGCCGUGUACCUGCGGAAUGACCCAUCCUGGUCAGAUGAUGAUGAGCAGCAGCUACAGUGAGAUGGACAUGAUGACCACGGGAAACUACGGCAUGUCGGAGCUCAACGACACCAAGCAGGAGCAGUUCCUGGUUCAUCUGGUAAUGGAUAAUGAACAGGGCGCUCAAAGGCCCGCCGUCACCACCAGCAGCACUUUAAAUAUAGACACUCACGCUAUAGACAAGUACUCGCGGGUCAUCUUCCCUGGAGCGUACACACUCUUCAACAUCAUAUACUGGUCCAUCUACUCACAGUGA